AUGGCAGGCAAAGGAGAGGGACCAGCGAUCGGAAUUGACCUCGGAACAACGUAUUCUUGCGUUGGCGUGUGGCAGCAUGACCGGGUGGAAAUCAUUGCCAAUGACCAAGGAAACAGAACAACGCCUUCUUAUGUGGCUUUCACCGAUUCCGAGCGGCUAAUCGGUGACGCCGCUAAGAACCAGGUUGCCAUGAACCCGGUGAACACUGUCUUUGAUGCCAAGAGGUUGAUAGGUAGGAGAUUUAGUGAUGCCUCUGUGCAGAGUGACAUUAAGUUGUGGCCCUUCAAAGUCAUUCCUGGACCUGGUGAUAAACCAAUGAUUGUAGUCAACUACAAGGGUGAGGAGAAGCAAUUUGCAGCUGAGGAAAUCUCUUCCAUGGUUUUAAUUAAGAUGAAAGAAAUUGCUGAGGCUUUCCUUGGUUCAACUGUUAAGAAUGCUGUGAAGAAUGUGCUGAUAUUUGAUCUCGGAGGUGGUACUUUUGAUGUAUCUCUUCUGACCAUCGAGGAGGGUAUCUUUGAGGUGAAGGCAACUGCUGGUGACACUCACCUUGGAGGUGAAGACUUCGACAACAGAAUGGUGAAUCAUUUUGUUCAAGAAUUCAAGAGAAAGAACAAGAAAGACAUCACUGGUAACCCCAGGGCUCUCAGGAGAUUGAGGACAGCUUGUGAGAGAGCAAAGAGAACUCUCUCAUCCACUGCCCAAACCACCAUUGAGAUAGACUCUCUAUACGAGGGUAUUGAUUUUUACUCCACCAUCACUCGUGCAAGAUUUGAGGAGCUAAACAUGGACUUGUUCAGAAAGUGCAUGGAACCAGUAGAGAAGUGUCUACGUGAUGCUAAGAUGGACAAAAGUACUGUCCACGAUGUUGUCCUUGUUGGUGGUUCCACUAGGAUUCCCAAGGUCCAGCAAUUGUUGCAGGACUUCUUCAAUGGGAAGGAACUAUGCAAGAGCAUCAACCCCGAUGAAGCUGUUGCUUAUGGUGCUGCAGUCCAGGCUGCUAUUUUGAGUGGUGAGGGUAACGAGAAGGUGCAGGAUCUUUUGCUUUUGGAUGUUACUCCUCUCUCUCUUGGUCUGGAAACUGCUGGUGGUGUCAUGACCGUCUUGAUUCCCCGGAACACAACCAUCCCAACAAAGAAGGAGCAGGUGUUCUCUACCUACUCAGACAACCAGCCUGGUGUCUUGAUUCAGGUCUAUGAAGGAGAAAGAACAAGGACCAGGGACAACAACCUUCUUGGUAAAUUUGAGCUCUCUGGCAUUCCUCCUGCCCCUAGGGGUGUUCCACAGAUUACCGUGUGCUUUGACAUUGAUGCCAACGGUAUCUUAAACGUAUCUGCUGAGGACAAGACCACUGGCCAGAAGAACAAGAUCACUAUCACCAAUGACAAGGGUAGACUUUCAAAGGAGGAAAUUGAGAAGAUGGUUCAGGAAGCAGAAAAAUAUAAGUCCGAGGAUGAAGAACACAAGAAGAAGGUCGAGGCUAAGAAUGCCUUGGAGAACUAUGCAUACAACAUGCGGAACACUGUGAAGGAUGAGAAGAUUGCCUCCAAGCUCCCAGCUGACGACAAGAAGAAGAUCGAGGAUGCAAUUGAGCAGGCAAUCCAAUGGCUAGAAGGCAACCAGCUUGGGGAGGCUGAUGAGUUCGAGGACAAGAUGAAGGAGUUGGAGGGCAUCUGCAAUCCUAUCAUUGCAAAGAUGUACCAGGGUGCUGGUGGUGAUAUGGGUGGUGCCGCCAUGGAUGAUGAGGGCCCUGCUCCUAGUGGUAGCACCGGACCUGGUCCCAAGAUUGAGGAGGUUGAUUAA
Molecule: messenger RNA, 1800 nt
Organism: Fraxinus pennsylvanica
Lineage: Eukaryota; Viridiplantae; Streptophyta; Magnoliopsida; Lamiales; Oleaceae
Source: the annotation of a GenBank genome assembly